Lymnaea stagnalis (great pond snail) is the source of this 3753-nucleotide messenger RNA. The record is from the annotation of a GenBank genome assembly. NCBI's taxonomy places the organism in Eukaryota, Metazoa, Mollusca, Gastropoda, Lymnaeidae.
AUUCACCCCAUUGGGUGACUGGGUGGUUGAGGGCAGUAAACUGGAUCUAACCUAAACCCACCACAGACCAAGUCAAUCUACAACAACACCAGCUCCCCGGGUGGAUAAUUUAAACUUGAGUGGCAACUUAUCUAAGAGAAGGAAACAAAUUCGAAACCCGGAUACAGCCUUAAAACUUUCACGUAACUGCCGCUCAGGUGUAGCAAUCCCUUUAGAGGACUACGCAUGGGGUCAAGGAGAGAUUAUAAUAUAUAUUCACCACACCGCUAUUCACAACAUCAUUCAACUAAGUGGUAGGUAAGUAAACGAUUUAAACUUUCAUGAUGCAUACCGGAGGGUGCUGGAUAUGAAAAUGGAUGUGGCUUCUGCCUGAUCUGCUUAGUUGUCCAGUAUUGCAUAAUGCUCUAUAAGUUAAUACCCAAGAGCAUAAAUUAAAAAAAAGAAUUAAUUGCUUAUAAAUAUUAACAUAAUUAUAUUAAACUUGAAAUAUGUUACAUUUUAACACUCCUCUAAUUGAGAAUAAUCUUUGUCUGGUCAAAUCCUUUAUAAUGACGUUGUUGGUUUUUUUUUCCAUUUAAAGCACAACAAUAAAAACAUGUCAAAUAUAUCUAUUAAUUUCCCUAACAAUGACUUUACUUAAAAUAUUUAAAGGCAUGAAAAUGUAAAUUAAGUGUAAAAUCUUUCAUCUCUUUAGUUUUAGGUUUAAUCUAUUUAAAAUCAUUAUAACAUGUUUACAACUUAGCUACAAAAAAGUAGGUCACCUCACAGGUGUCCGGAACUUUUAACACCGAUGUCGCGACCUUUAAGACUUCCAGGUUUCCAUAGUCUUUGUCGGUCCAGGCCCGUUAAGAUUUCCUGCUAGUUCCUGAGAGUUUUCCACAAGCUUUGUGGGUCCAGGCUAUCACAGGCCUGUUUAGACUUCCAAAUUCAAUUAUUUAUUUUUUUGUUCAUAAUAAAACUGAUUGAAUCUCAAUCAAUUACUCAAAAAAAAAAAGAAUAGUUAUUUUGUGUUAAUACAGAAUCUUCUCUAAUAUUAACCAACACCCCCUCCCCACUCUUUUCUCCUAUCUCAGAGACUAUUUGCACCCAAUCAACCUUAAAAUUUCCAAUUACCCUUUUGUGAAGUACACAGUUUGGAAUCAUUGAGUUUGGCUAAUUAUUCAGUGUAAAGUGCAUGCACUAAAAAUGAAUUUAUUAUGUCAAAUCAAGGUAGACUUAACCAAAAUCCCCAACUCUUCGUAAAUUGAUUGCAUUUGAAUACCAAUUGUUAUAAAGUUAAUUGUAAAGACAAAGUUGCCCUUCAUUAACUCUUUGGAAAGUUAAAACAACCCCAUCAUUAGCACUACGAGAGCAUACACGAUUGACAGAGCAUGUACACACUGCGUUGGAAAGACGCAGAAGUAAAAAAAAAAUAAUGGUGUUGUAAAGUUUCGUCAACUCUGCCGCUACGACUAGACAACGACAUCAACAAAAGGAAAUAAUUUCAGCGAUAAUUUGUUUCGGUGAAGUUAGAACAGGAGACCCUUGGCUCGCGGACCUCACCCUUGGCUAACGGACCUCACCCUUGGCUCGCGGACCUCACCCUUGGCUCGCGGACCUCACACUUGGCUCGCGGACCUCACACUUGGCUCGCGGACCUCACACUUGGCUCGCGGACUUCACCCUUGGCUCGCGGACCUCACCCUUGGCUCGCGGACCUCACACUUGGCUCGCAGAUCUCACACUUGGCUCGCGGACUUCACCCUUGGCUGGCGGACCUCACACUUGGCUCGCGGACGUCACCCUUGGCUCUAUAGAUUUGCUAGUGUGCAAAACAGAUUGCACGUCUGCCGAAUGUACGAUUAUCACUUGUUACGGAUCACUAGGGCGAAUUCUAUUAUGAUUUAUUAUAAUUAUCAUUCAGUACACAUAUUAUGUUUCGAUCUAUGAGCGCCCACCCGUGUAGCACUAUUAAUGUGCUAAUUAAAAACAAAGAGAGCAUAAAUAAACUAAAUUAUAUAAUUGGUUUCAUAUUUUAUGUACAGCUAAAUGGCAGACCUAGGCUUAGAGAGAUAGAUGAUAUGGAGAAAAAAAGUCCACAGCUGCUGGGUAUUCAAGCAUGUAAAAUAAAAGCAUAAUUAGGUCCGAGGUGAAGGAAUUGUUAAAGGGGCUGUAGCACCACAGGGAUGUUCGAUAUAACAUAAAAAGUGCAUAAAAUAUAUGGUUUCAUUUUGAUCUGUUCAUCUCUCCCAAAUUAUAAAUCUUACAUUCACUCCCCUCCACCACUCCAUUCUCCUCUCCAACCUCUUCUUCACCCCUCCUCCAAAAUUUUUUGUUGUUGAGAUAUAGCCUUAAACAGUUCAUUUUUUAUGUUUAUUUAUAGCAUGCUUAAUGUAAAACUCAACAGAUUGACCACGUUAUUUUGAAAAAUGAGCACAUCUUUGAGCAGUGUGCCGGCUCAAACAGGGUAAAUACAUGCACAUUUUGUAGAGAUUAGUAAAUACUUAAAUUUUAUUUUUAAAUAUAGGUUACAAUUUGACCAUCUAUGAUAUAUACGAUUUUUACCAGCACAAUAACUUUUAAAAAAAAAACCGUUCAAUUUCUUAUUCUAUAGUGAACAUUUUCUUUAUUUUUACUGCAAGCGUCAGAGUAGCUGACUUUUUUGUAUAGCUCAUAGACAGACUUGAACUCUAACACUGUUAUUAGUAUCCUUUCGGGUUGAAAGGUCUCCAAGUUUUUCUUUUAUUAUAUUAUAAAGUUAGAAAAUCAAUUUUUUUUGUACGUACUUGAGUCAUUUGUUUGAGUUAUUUAGUGUUAUAAUAACUAUGUACAAUUAUUAUAAUUAUUGUUCGGUAUUUUAUUCCUCACUUAUUGUAGAAAGUACCUGGAGAACUGGAAACUAAACUUGGGAAUUUCCAUUGCCAGUCUUACACUCUCGACCGUUGUUUUGAUUCUAGUACUUGUUAAACAAUCCUACCCACCGCUAAACACGGUAAGGACGAAACAUUUUUGUUUAUGUUUAUGAAUUCAAAAGUAUGUAACCGUCUCAAAGGUGUAUCGAUUAAUAACAAGCACAGGUAGGCUUAAGAAUGGGGAUGUGGGUUUUUUUCACUGUGUUAAACGUCAGGCGUAUUGAAGGUUUUUUCAUUGAUUUCAGUCUUGAAAAGAUUUUUUAUCUGUCAGCAAGUCUCCAUGUCAUGAAGCUUUUUAUAGAAAUCUAAUUUGUUUAUGUCCUAAUAAAGUAUAAUUAAUUACCACUAUAGGGAUGCGAUCAACCUAUAAGUAUAAUUUUUUUGCCCUUGUUACCCUGCUAUUUCUAUGAGCCCUCUUCAGCCAACUCUUAAAAUUUACAGCAAGCUAAAGACCUGUUCUGAAUUUUAGCUUAGCGUGUCACGUGUUCAAAGGAAACGUAGUCCUGGUAUAUAUUUCUUAUCUUAAAAAAAUAUAGAAACUAUUUUGAAAACUGGUGGUCAUUGGACGAUUCGGGACGGGGUACGCAUUCAAAAGCCUUGUAUAAGAAAAGAAUACUAAUCCAUAGUGGUGUUGUGUUAACAGUUAGAGGAAGCCACACGGAAUCCCAGCACAUUGGAACCCGUGUGUCUGGACUGUGUACAGGUGGUGACAUAUUCUCAACCUCCGUAUCUUACGGAAACCCUUUUUAAUCAACUGCGGAUACAUAUCAAAGAUGGCCACAAGCAGUGCUGUUUUAAUAGCACAGAUCUCAUAAGAAUAUUGGUUGAGUUGGUGAGUAUGAUUUGCUUCUUGUGGAUUUAA